Messenger RNA from Alosa alosa (allis shad), 3122 nucleotides. RefSeq names its product gamma-aminobutyric acid type A receptor subunit alpha6b (gene gabra6b). The record is from RefSeq and is a predicted model, not a curated record. Gene Ontology annotation, molecular function: GABA-A receptor activity; transmitter-gated monoatomic ion channel activity involved in regulation of postsynaptic membrane potential; benzodiazepine receptor activity. Gene Ontology annotation, biological process: regulation of postsynaptic membrane potential; synaptic transmission, GABAergic; monoatomic ion transmembrane transport. Gene Ontology annotation, cellular component: synapse; neuron projection; dendrite membrane. NCBI's taxonomy places the organism in Eukaryota, Metazoa, Chordata, Actinopteri, Clupeiformes, Clupeidae. The transcript has 10 exons. Bases 279 to 1673 code for a protein of 464 amino acids.
GCAUUUUAGCUUUUCCCGAAUCCCUUAACGGUGCUUGCUAAUUCCCUGCCAAAACUAUCAGUGGAUUCCUUCCUUCUAAUCUCCCAUAAUGCCUUAUUCGAUUAUUGUCAAUGCCCUCCAUCCCUGCUCUUCCGUCCCUUAAAACACUUUAGUUUUUCAACGAGCGAGUCAGAUGGAGCGCAAUCACAGUGUGCAAAUCGACCAGGACUUACGCAAAAGCUUGGCUGCGCACUAUAUGCGCUCUGAUCCCUCUGAUUUCUGUGUUUGAAUUAUGGAAUAUGCAAAUAACAACAGUUGACCGUGGCUUCUUGUGUUUUGAUUGUGCUCAAGGCAUGGCUUUGUUUUUUACUUGCCUUUUCCUGUCCUGUGUUGGGCAUGUAUGGGCACAACAACCGGAUACCAACAUCUAUUUGGAAAAUAUAACGCGAAUUUUGGAUAGAUUACUAGAGGGAUAUGACAACAGGCUGCGACCCGGAUUUGGAGGUCCUGUGACUGAAGUCAAAACAGACAUCUUUGUCACCAGCUUUGGUCCUGUGUCAGAUGUUGAAAUGGAGUACACAAUGGAUGUGUUUUUCCGACAAACAUGGAUAGAUGAAAGGCUCAAAUUCGACGGCCCUAUUGAGAUCCUGCGGCUCAACAACCUCAUGGUCAGUAAAAUCUGGACGCCGGACACAUUCUUCCGGAAUGGCAAGAGGUCCAUAUCCCACAACAUGACCACUCCCAACAAGCUGUUCCGCAUCAUGCAGAACGGAACUAUCCUCUACACCAUGAGGUUAACUAUCAAUGCAGAAUGCCCAAUGAGACUGAUAAACUUCCCAAUGGACGGACACUCUUGCCCACUGAAGUUUGGCAGUUACGCCUAUCCUAUCAGUGAAAUAGUAUACACGUGGAAGAAGGGCCCGCUGUUUUCAGUAGAAGUACCGCAAGAGUCUUCAAGUCUGCUGCAGUACGACCUCAUAGGACAGACAGUUUCCAGCGAGCGGUUAAAAUCCAACACAGGUGAAUAUGUGGUUAUGACAGUCCACUUCCACUUGCAACGGAAGAUGGGCUUUUUCCUGAUCCAGACCUACAUCCCGUGCAUAAUGACGGUCAUCCUCGCCCAGGUGUCCUUUUGGAUCAAUAAAGAGUCGGUACCUGCCCGCACUGUCUUUGGCAUCACCACGGUGCUCACCAUGACGACGCUGAGCAUCAGCGCCCGGCACUCCCUGCCCAAGGUGUCCUACGCCACAGCCAUGGACUGGUUCAUCGCUGUCUGCUUUGCCUUUGUCUUCUCGGCACUCAUUGAGUUUGCGGCGGUCAACUACUUCUCCACACUUCAGGCCAACCGAGAGAUGCGCAAGGCCGCAGCAUUGAGGGCAGCCGCUCAGGAGGCCAUGGGUGGCAGCACCACUGACGGUCAAGUGCUCUCGCCUCACCUGGACCCUGCCGGUGUCCUGAAGAAGCGCCUGAACUCGGCAGGCCGUUUGGAGCCUCCGGGGCCCAAGUUUGGGCCCCAGAUGGCCAACUACCGGCCGCAGGGCUCGGCCACACCCGCCAACAACGUGUUCGGCAGCACCAGCAUCAUCGACAAGUACUCGCGCAUCCUCUUCCCCCUCUCGUUUGGCGCCUUCAACCUUGUCUACUGGAUCGUAUAUCUCACCAAAGACACCAUGGAGUCUAGGGACACUAUGUGAGUGGUCACUGCUUCUGUGCCUCAUUCAAAUCUGGCCGACUUUGAGGGUGAAUAGGUGAACAAGAGAAGAAGAGAAGAGACGAGAGGAAAAAAGAAGAGGAGAAAGGAGAAGAGAAGAAAAGCUCACUGAGGCUCUGCAGCUGAACUGCCCGUGUUUUUAUAUAUUUUUUUAUUUUUAUUUUUUAAAUUUCCUGGUUCUUCCUCCCCGCUUGCCCCUGUAUUACGUAAGGAUGGAGUGGAGCGCUUGCUUGGUUGGACAAAUCUCCUGUUCCUGUCCGCUGUGUCCUUGUAGUUCCUGUUGACGUGUGACCCGGGGGUGGACGAGGAUGCCCGGAGUUUCUCAGACGUGGACCUCCAUGUUUAGUUCUCCUUUUUUAGACGAGGAGCUCUCUGUCUCCCUCUCCUUUUUCAGACAGGGACUUCCCUGUCUCUCUCUCUCCUAUUUUAAACAAAAAAACAUCCCUUUUGCAAGAACUUGCCUGUCUCCCCUACUCCUCAGACGACGGCCUGCCUGUCUCACUUUCUCUUUCAGAUGAAGACCUGCUGUCUGACCCUCCCUUUCCUCUCCUAUUCUCCGUUACCUACAAACAGACAAUGCUCUCUGGCACUCCGUCUGACGAGUGCCAUCCCUGUUCUUCUGAAUAUGCAUUUGAAACUUUUAGCACUUUCCAACAAGUAUGUUUCUAAAAGCCUUUUUGAGCUAAAGGAGCCCUUCUCCAUUGAUAUAUGCAAACCUAUGUUGCAGCUAGAGCCAUUGGAAGAACAUGUCUAUGGGAGAGACUGUGCACUAUGUCUGACAGUUUAUUUUUCUGAGCAGCUGUUGUUGAUGUAGUUUUUCCAUGUGUGGUGCAUUGGCUUUGUUUUAUUGUGUAGAAAUGAGAAUGCAGGCUGAUCGUUUUCUUUUUUGAUUCAGACUAGAACACACAGCUGUACUGUACUGUACGGUCUCCAGAAAAGCAAACAUCGUCACGGUGUUUCAUUCACACGGUACAGUUUAUGUGCUCCUACAUGCCACAGCAUACUUACUCCCACACAAUGUUUCAUUCACACGUACACUACAUAGUGUAUACUCCUACACGCCACAGCAUACUUACUCCUACUCCUACCCUUCUUCCCUAUGAGUCACGGUCAUUGGAGAAGGAGCACAUGUUACAUGUUCAAAAAUCCUCCAACGUAAGGAGAGGCAAAAGGCCUGGUAUUAUCUUGGCACAUGGGUCCGAGACGCCCACGGUAAACGGAGGCUUCUCUUUGCCUGUAUCUUCUCUCACCUUUGACACGCAUCGAGGCUUCGGAGAAAUCCAAACUCGUCAGCCAUUACCAUGCAGGCUGUCAGGGAGAUGAUUCAGCGAUGGUUUCCUGGCAACAGAACACCAAAUGGAUUUAUGUAUUUAUGCAGUUUGUUUUAAUGUUGAUCUAAUUUCGUAUUUUAUAUAAUUACGUCUGUUAUUAU